AUGUCUCCAUACCUCUUAUCCAUGUUUGUCUCCUCAGUCUUGGGACUGGUCUUGGCAAUCCCUUCUAACACUUGUAUUGUGAUGGGUAAUCUGGACAUCAUCAGAAAGAAAGGGAAGUUGAGUCCCUCCGAUGUGAUCUUUCUGGGGAAGGGAAUUGUGAAUAUUCUCCUCCAGUGUGUGAUGAGUCUUCAGACAAUGCUCUAUGUCUUGUGUCCAGAAGUCCUUAAUAUUACAGGAGAACAUGGAUUUAUGAUCACAUCAGUUUACUUCCUAAUCUACUAUAACUUCUGGUUGACCUUCUGGCUCUCGGCUCAUUACUGUACCAGCAUCACCAAUCUCAGCUAUGGGUUCUUCAUCUGGUUAAAUAGAAGUGUGUCCAAUUUCCUGAGUCACCUUCUAUUCCUGACAGCACUUGGGGUGUUCAUUGUGAGUGUUCCGCGGUUCUGGGCUACAAAUGCAGACAGCUUACAGUCUUCUGAGAACAGUACAAAAGCCUCUGGUAACAGGUACCUGGAAUUUUAUUUGCCUACAAACACCCUAGGCUGCAUUCUACCAACCUGCCUUAGUCUUCUGUUCCUGGUCCUGACUUUCUCCUUUCUGCUCAGACACGUCUGGAGGGUGAAGAAUAACGACUCGGGAUCAACACGUCCAAAUCUUCAGGCUCAUGUCACGGCACUGAGGACAAUCUUCUUCUUACUUCUCAUGUUUGCAAUCUUUUGCAUGACUCAAGCAGUCGCUUUUUUUCAAAAUUCCUCACUGUUUACAGUCAGUUGGGAUUUACAAUUAUUAUCUCAAUCGGUGGAGGCAGCCGUCAUCUUCCAGGCCAGCAAGAAGCUGAGAAGGAUCAUUCUGAGAAGAUUCUGGAUAAAAUGUGGGUGGAACACAGAGACUUAA
This is a messenger RNA of Rana temporaria (common frog), 894 nucleotides long. Its product is annotated as taste receptor type 2 member 40-like. The coding region runs from base 1 to 894 and encodes 297 amino acids. Gene Ontology annotation, molecular function: bitter taste receptor activity; G protein-coupled receptor activity. Gene Ontology annotation, biological process: G protein-coupled receptor signaling pathway; detection of chemical stimulus involved in sensory perception of bitter taste; sensory perception of taste. The transcript has a single exon. The record is from RefSeq and is a predicted model, not a curated record. Gene Ontology annotation, cellular component: membrane. Lineage: Eukaryota; Metazoa; Chordata; Amphibia; Anura; Ranidae.